GCAUCACAUAAGAGAAUAAUUUAAAUCUUGAGACACUUGUUCAAAAUCACAGAAUACAGUAGGUACAUUAUGACCAAAAAUAUGUGGACAACAUGAUGCCUUUAUGAGCUUGUUGCACAUCCCAUUUCAAAACCAUGUGCAUUAAUAUAGCUACACCACUCCAGCUGAUGCUUGGCAUUGCGCAUAGUGAUCUUAGGUGUGUGUACCCAUUUCAUUAAGCUUGUACCAAUGCAGUUAUUGUGCAGACGUUGCUUCCAGAGGCAGUUUGCAACAGUAUACUGAGUGAUGCAACAGAGGACAGGGGAUUUUAGGUGCUACAUGUUUAAGUACGCUGUGGCCCUGUGAGUUUGUGGUCUACUGCGUCAUGGGUGAGCUGCUGCUGUUAGACAUUUCCAUUUCACAAUAAUAGCACAUACAGUUGACUAGGGCAGAUUUAGCAGGGUCGAAAUUUCACAACCUGGUUUGUGGCAAAGGUGGUAUCCUAUGAAAGUGCCAUGUUCAAAGUCACCGAGCACUUCAAAAUGAUUCAUUCUACUACCAGUGUUUGUCUAUGGAGAUUGUAUGGCUUUAUGCUUGGUUUUAUGCACCUGUUAGUAAUGGGUGUGGCUGAAACACCUGAACUCAGUAAUUAGGAGGAGUGUCCAUAUAAUUUUGGCCAUAUUGAGUAUAAUGUAUGCGUUGUACAGUAGGAUGUCAGUAGAGGUUCCCAUUCGACUUUGUCAGUGCAUUAAUGUAUCAGCCAGAAGAAUCGAGUACAUCUGACAACGCUUAAAUAGGCAGUUCUUCUACUGUUUUACACGGUAUUUAUUGUAGUAGCAUAUCGAGACAGCUUCUUCCUCAAUCUUUAGCGGUUUGCAAUGAGUAAAGGCAUGCUGAACGAGCUCGACCGCUUGAGGUCUCUCUAAGUGAAGGGCGGGAAAAACACGAGUCGUGUGCUGAGAAAAAACUAACCAGAGACGGACUGCCCAAUUCAUUCCGCACUACAGCAUCUGUCGACGUCUCAAAGGGGUUUGAUGUGAUAUUUUCCUAUUAAUUCGCCUCCGUGUAGUACCGUUACCGCCAUCGAGGCUCCUAAACAUUCCCCGUCAAUCAGGACUUGCCUGACGCGCGAUAUUUCGAGCUAGACCGUUGGCGCUACGCGUGACAUCACGGAGCCAAAUCCCAGAAGAGAACAGCGGUGUUUCGGUGUUCGUUAGUCCGGGUGUUCAGCAUGGCUUCGGAAGAAGACGCUAACAGACGCCGGCUUAGAGAGUUUCUGGACAGACCGGGGAAUGGGUACUGCGCGGACUGCAGUGCUCCAGGUCCAGAGUGGGCAUCCUUCACCCUGGGUGUCUACAUGUGUCAGAGCUGCUCAGGCAUCCACCGCAGCAUUGCUCAAAUUAGCAGAGUCAAAUCUGUCUUUCUUGACCCCUGGGAGAAAUCAGAGGUGGAGUUGAUGGCGUCCAUCGGCAACAGUUCUGCAAAAGCUAAAUAUGAACAGAUGGUACCAGCGUUCUAUUACUCCCCAACACACACAGACUGCCAGCUGCUGCGGGAACAGUGGAUCCGAGCCAAAUAUGAAAGGAAUGAGUUUAUGUAUGUGGAUAGACAAGAGCCAUACUCAGCAGGUUACCGGGAGGGGUUUCUAUGGAAACGAGGGCGAGACAACGGUCAGUUCCUAAGUCGAAAAUUUAUUCUCUCAGAGCGAGACGGAGCAAUGAAGUAUUUCAACAAGCAUGAUGCUAGGGAGCCCAAGGCAUUGAUGAAGAUCCAAACCAUUAAUGCCACCUUUCAGCCGACCAAGAUUGGCCACCCUCACGGGCUCCAGAUAACCUACCUGAAGGACAACAGCACCAGGAACAUUUUUGUGUACCACGAGGAUGGAAAGGAAAUAGUUGACUGGUUCAACGCAAUACGAGCUGCUAGGUUCCAUUACUUGCAAGUUGCUUUUCCCAGAGCCCCUGAUACUGAACUGGUGCCCAAACUGACAAGGAACUACAUUAAGGAGGGUUACAUGGAGAAGACAGGUCCAAAGCAUACAGAGGGUUUUAAAAAACGUUGGUUCACCCUGGAUGACAGGAGACUCAUGUACUUUAAAGACCCUUUGGAUGCCUAUGCACGAGGGGAAGUGUUCAUUGGCAGUAAGGAAAGUGGCUACACAGUAGUACCAGGCCUGCCCCCCUCCACGCAGGGCUACCACUGGCAGUUUGGCAUCACCAUUGUGACACCAGACAGAAAAUUCCUCUUUGCCUGUGAGACAGAGGAGGAGCAGAAAGAGUGGAUAGCUGUAUUUCAGAGUGUCAUCAAUAGACCCAUGCUACCACAGGAGUACGCAGUGGAGGCGCACUUCAAGCAUAAGCCCUGACUGUUUCUGAGAAUCAAGAGCUCAGAGAUGAAAGCCUGCAGCAAGGCCCAGCACCAAAGUCUAUCAUAACGGGACGCAGAGAGAGACAGCGGCAAGACAGCAGCUCCAGAACACUCAGACUGGGCUCACAACGACUGUGCAAACACUUGCUUUAAAAUACUGCAUACUAGCACAUCCGUGUUCCAUCCGAGUAGCUUCAACUAAAUCAUAAUUCUUAAGUCCCUUCUGACAAAGAUGUCAUUUGAUGGUGAUGUUAAAUGAAAGUGACACAGAAAUGAUGAGGGGCCUCCUUUAUAAGACUUUGCAUGAAUUCCAGAGUGAAAAUGUACAUACUCAUAAAAAACAGGAAAUUGCAUGUGCAAAAAGAAAAAAAAGAAAAACGCUGUUUCUGUCUAUAAGCGUCUAUUUAAAACUUGAUAAAUAAACAAAAAAGGGAUUAUGUCCAAAAUACCAAUGAAAUUAAAAAAGCUAGAGAUGUGAAUUGGUUAAUUAAAUUACAGGUUAGGGGAGAUGAGGACCGGGAGCCCAUUCUGCUGUGCCAUGUUCUGGAGCACAGCACAUGCCCUCACAAUCCGGCAGACCUUUUCUGGUUGGUGCAACAAUCUCCCACCUGAAGCAGUGAUCUACGUGAGAAUAAAAAUGUUUAUUUAUAGAAUUAAAUUGCUUUUCAAAGAAAUUCUGACUAGGUGCCUCUAUAGCAAUGUGAGUGUAGUCAUUUGCUUUGAUUCUAUGAGGAAAAUCGACAUUGCUGCAAAUUGCCCUUUUAUUUUGGCCUCUUAUUCACUGUGCAAGGAACUCUGAACUCUAACUAUUUAUAAAAUUAUGUAGCAAUUUAGUAGAUCCGUAAAUGUGUGAAUUUACUUUGCAGCUGUUUUCAGCCUGUAAUUACCCACAAUUAAUACCAAAACAUAACUAUUUACUAUUUCAGAUAGGGGAUUAAACUGCAAAUAGUUAGUUGGAGGAAUAUAUCUCAAUACAUAGAAACAAAUCAAUUAACCGGUCUACACAAAUACAUAAAAAAACACAUAAAAAUAAUGUUAUGCUUUUUAUGUCCAAGAAGUAAUCUGCGAGAGCUGCGAUUUGCAUAUUUAGCGGUAAUUCUCUACAUGUCCUCAGGGUGUCGCUAAUCCCCACGGUUUCUAAAAUAUGGCGUCUGGCUCUAUGCGUGGGUCAAAGAUUUUGUAAAAUAUACCGUCAAUUUCCUGCCAAGUAUUUUAUUUUAUUUUUUUAUAUAUCCCGGUUUCUGUGUCAGAGGUUGCGUGCGUACAUUCCAGAUCCAUUUUUGUGCAUACGCAAUCUUUAUAAAUGAGGCCCCAGGUCAUAUUUCAAGCUACCGUAGACCCUAUUGCCUGAGACAGACAUGCAAACUUACUGGGUCAAAGUGUCUAGUGAAACUCCUCAUAUUUAUUUAUUUAUUUGUAUGUCUUACUGUGUUGAAAGUCUGGUAUACUUGUGUGAACACUGAAGAAAGACAUUAAAGGAAAAAAAUGGACUAUGUAAUUGAUAUAAGAUGCUUGCUAAGCUUUGUGUAUAAUCUGUGCAUAAAAUUAUUUUAAUGAAAAACCAUAUGCACCUGUGUAUGUGGUGUUAUCUGCAAAUUACACAGUCUGCAAAUAUCCUCCAUAGGAGUGCACUACUGUUGCAGGUCUUAAAAUGUAAGUGCACUUCAUCCAUUGCCAUUCAUCGAGUUAAUGUUGACCAUUUUUAGGAAAUAAAAAAAUCUUGUGAUUCCAAUUUAUACUUUUAUUACACAUAAAACUAUUGCACAACAAGAAGCUUAAUGUCUCAAGAAGCUCACAAUGCAUUACUAUGAGGUGAUUUAUAGUUACAUCCAGAAAGCAGCAGGUACAAAUUACAUUUUCAUUCCAUGAUCCAAGUAAACACGUUGAGAAAAA
Molecule: messenger RNA, 4239 nt
Organism: Ictalurus punctatus (channel catfish)
Lineage: Eukaryota; Metazoa; Chordata; Actinopteri; Siluriformes; Ictaluridae
Product: arf-GAP with dual PH domain-containing protein 1
Exons: 11
Coding region: 1211-2344 (377 amino acids)
Biological process (GO): positive regulation of GTPase activity
Cellular component (GO): plasma membrane; intracellular membrane-bounded organelle
Molecular function (GO): GTPase activator activity; phosphatidylinositol bisphosphate binding
Source: RefSeq, a predicted model, not a curated record